AUGGCCUUCUUGUGGGCAGAUUUAGCUAACAGUGUUUACACUCGUCGUCCGUCGUUGGAUGUCUUUCAAAACGAUCCCUUCAAAAUUCAAUCAUAUAACUUUCAUUAUGCCGAGCGACCCGCUUAUCCGAUGCAGCAUUAUCAGCGUCCAUCGCCUAUUCCAUCGGAACCAACGCCCUUCAAGACCUACUUCUACAAUGUGAAGUUCAAUAGAAAUGCGGAGUCAAAGUUAGCGGCAGCGACGCCACCGGCGGGUUCCUUUAUUGAGACCCGGCGUCGUCAAUUUCUGCAAGACUUUAAUCGCGUUGCGCCACCUGUUACCAGAGAGAUUUUUCCGGGGCCGAAGACGCAGGAACGCCAUCGGCAUCCGGUGGCCAGUAUUCCACCUGUCGCUGCUAAUCCUCAUCCAUUGCUUCGCAUCUGCUGCAAUCGGGAGGAUUAUCAAGCGAUGCGACGUGGACAGAGUGCCACCACGAUCCGACAGAGUGCAAGUGCCUCAGUCACCAAUCUGAAGGCCCCGGCAAAGCAGCCAUCUCAAUCCUCAGUCAAACUUUCGCCUAAACGCACUGCAAGUAGUUGCAGUGGCUGCACGAUUAACAUCAAUAUAACUAGCAUUGACUCCGAAGUGGAUGUCAGCAAGGCCCUGAAGAUCAAAAUAGAAGCAGACAAUACGGACAAGUGUCAGGUGACCAUGCCACGUCGCUGCUGCAGCACCAAGAGCUUCGUGAUCGAUAAGCGUUUGUCCAAGUUCAGUGUAUUAGAUUCGCAAAAGGAUGUGUUGUUGGCCAAGCGGCUGCAGCUGCAAUCGGAGCGUGAACGCUUAGAGAAGCUGCGACAACAAGAGCUACACAAGGAGCAGGAGCUAGCGCGCCAGCGUGAACAGGAACGUGAAUGCUUGAGACAAGCGGAAAGACAGCGAGAUCACGAGCGUUUACUCCAGUUGGAAGCGGAGCGCGAGUUUCACAGGCUGCGUGAGCUGGAGCGUGAAACGCAGCGCCGCAGAGAACUGGAAUUAGCGGAGAGACGACGCAAGGAAGCACAGGCUCAACGCCAGCCAAUGCGCGCCAUGUCUAUGACAGAGCGGAUCACAAAACCAGUUGUGAUGACAUCCCAUUUGAGCACGCCCGCCUCCGCAGAACGUUUGCCUGGCAUGGCGCCGUGCUACGUUCGGCCGUCAUCGGAGGCUAAUCGUGCCGAGCGUUUAGAGAAGUCUACUGGGAAUCUGUCAAGAUUGCAGAAGAUCUGCAGCAGGUGUCCGCACAGUGCGACGCCUGCAACAACACAGGCAAAGGCGGCACCAAGGACCGUGGAACGCCGUAGUUCCGGGGGCGUCCAAUUUAAUGCCAUUGUGCAUGGCGGCAGCAGCAACACGAGUCUUCACAACGAGCGCAAGCUGCUCAAUCUGCACGUGAAUGGAAAACCCAUCACGUCCAGUGUUCCGAUACACACUCGCAUAAACAAUCUGCCCAUUAGGAUUACCACCUCGCAGCCGCAGGAUAAAAACCUGCGGUUCUCUGUGAAUCGAGUAACUGCUGGACAAUCGCAGUCCAAUCCCAAUCGGAGUAGGACAGCUGCUGUGGAGGAGCUGCCUGCAUCGCCUUGUAAUGUCAGCAUUAAUGUCUAUGCGGAUAACCCUCGCACAAUGCGCCUGUAA
Molecule: messenger RNA, 1653 nt
Organism: Drosophila nasuta
Lineage: Eukaryota; Metazoa; Arthropoda; Insecta; Diptera; Drosophilidae
Source: RefSeq, a predicted model, not a curated record